Molecule: messenger RNA, 2503 nt
Organism: Thamnophis elegans (Western terrestrial garter snake)
Lineage: Eukaryota; Metazoa; Chordata; Lepidosauria; Squamata; Natricidae
Gene: NSUN6
Product: NOP2/Sun RNA methyltransferase 6
Biological process (GO): RNA methylation
Molecular function (GO): methyltransferase activity; RNA binding
Source: RefSeq, a predicted model, not a curated record
CGCCUCAUCAGUCUCAGCGCGGCUUGAUGCCCAGUAGGCGCAUGCCAAGUUGCAGCGACGCCCCUCCCUCCACCUCAGGAAGAGGCGGCAACGGCGACCCUGGUUGGGCUGGGCCGAAGCAGGGUAGGAGUUUCUUUAGUGCCCCGGAUGAGGCCGGAAGAAGGAAAGCAGAAGGUAGGAUCGAAGAACGAGGAGAUUACAACAUGCAUUGGUCAACUGAAAGCAGAAGAGAAAUAUGAGUCCUUGUUAAAUAACCUAGCGCACCCACCAGCUUUUACCAGUGUUCGGAUAAACCACAUGGGAUCUGUGGAAUAUGUAAGACAUCUGCUUUCCAAAGAGAUCCAAAAGCAAUAUGAAAAUCUUAGUGUUCCAGUUCUACAGCAUCCAGAACUUUCUGACAUGUUACUUAUUCCUGUUCUUGGACCCAGAAAGGAUCUGCAAAGAUUGCCAAAUGAAGUAAUUGUUGAUGCCCAGUGUGGAAGUGCAGUGCUUCGUGGAGCACAUGUUUAUGCUCCUGGGAUUAUAUCCGCUUCAAAAUUCAUGAAAGCUGGCAGUAUGGUUUCUGUGUACUCUGAUAUUGAAGGGAAAUGCAAAAGAGGAGCCAAAGAGUUUUCCGGGAAUAAAGUUUUCAUUGGAAAUGGGAUUUCAGAAUUGAGCCGCAAUGAAAUAUUUACUUCUAAUGGCCCAUUGAAAGGGCUGGGAAUAAAAAUGACUGAACCAAUUUACCGUAGUCCCUCAUUUGACAAUAUGUUAUCCAGUUAUAUAUUUUUACAGAAUUUGCCCUCAUCAAUUGUGAGUUAUGUUUUAAAUCCUCAGUCAGGACAGAGAGUCUUGGACAUGUGUGCUGCUCCCGGGGGCAAAACUACCCACCUUGCAACACUAAUGCAUGAUGAGGGGGAAGUGAUAGCGCUGGACAAGAUAGCGGACCGAGUGAAAAAGAUUGAACAAAAUGCUGCAUUACUAAAUUUGAAUUGUAUUAAAGCUUUUUGUUAUGAUGGUACCAAGGCGCUUACUGAUAGCAAAAUAGAGAAUGGACAAGAAGGACCUCCAUUCUUACCUGAGUCUUUCGACAGGAUACUUCUUGAUGCUCCAUGCAGUGGAAUGGGACAGAGGCCAAAUUUGGCUUAUUCAUGGUCUUUAAAAGAAAUAACUUCCUAUCAGCCUUUGCAACGCAAGCUUUUUAGAGUGGCAGUGCAACUGCUAAAGCCAGGGGGCAUCCUAGUAUAUAGUACGUGCACAAUUACCCUUUCUGAGAACGAAGAGCAAGUGGCUUGGGCACUAGAAACUUUUCCUUGCCUCCAACUUAAGUCACAGGAGCCCCAUGUUGGCGGAGAAGGCAUGAUGGGAGCUGGACUGUCACCUGAGCAGCUGAAACUGCUACAGAGAUUUGAUCCAUCUGAAAUUAUUUUGCAGGGAAUUGACUGUUAUUCUUUGCAAAAUGUCAACUUUGAGGAUUUGAUACGCCUGGCAAACAAAGACUGUAUAGGAUUUUUUAUUGCAAAAUUUAUAAAAGUGCAGUGAAAAUUGCUUUAUACAUCAAUGUAAAUAAAUCUAUGCUUUCUUUUUAGCCUUUGGAGUGUUCCAAACUGCUUUGUGCUCCAGCUAUGUUGCUAAGCCAACAGUCUGACGACAUAGUUGCUAUAGCAGCAGUAAAAUCAGCCAGCUGUUUCUCCUGGGAGAAAUCCUCAGGUUGGAGAAACAAGUCUAAGGAAAUGGGCCAUUUCAAUUUGGAAAGUUUCAAGUUUCAUUUGGUUUUACAUUUAACAACAGAUCACUAAUUAUGGAAACUUGUUUGCUCAGUUUGCCCAUAUGGUUUUGUUUACUAUCACACACAGUAGCAAUCUUACUUUCAAACUACUGAGUUCAAAAUAAAGUUUGAAUGGAUUUUAAUAAACUUUAUGACCCUGACCCAUGGGCUAGAUUUGUCACACUCUAGCCACGCCCAUACCUGGUUUAGCAAAGGGGGGGAAGUCCUGAUACAUCAUGUGAUGCCACCGUAAUGACGCGAGUUUGACACCCCUGCUUUAUAAAAUCUAACAGAUUGCUUUUGAAAAACAAUUUUAUAAUAUUAAAGAAUUUCAUUUAAUCAGAACUGGUAUUAAGUGAGCAUCUGACUGCUAAUUAUUAUGAUUAAUUUGAGAGCUUUAUAAAUGCUUCUCCACAAAAUUAUGUGUUUUGCUUGGGUCUACCAGCACAACAGUGCAUGUUCACUUAUGAUAUCAGGAAUGCUAACUGUUCAAACAUCAGAUAUGUUGUAUUUGAUUCGGGCGCAGAACCAAAGAAGAAAUACUGAGAUGAAGCAACAAGGGAAAUCCUCUAAAUACUCAUGUCCUUCUUAAAUUUUAGUUUCCCUUUAAAACCAUUGGUGAUUUUUGCCAUGUUGGAGAUAAAGCAAUUGUACAAUUGUGUAUGCAUUGUAUGAAAAACUCUCCACUAAGACCCAGUGUUUUAGUGCUUGUAUUUUAAUAUGUUUAUGUGUCAACAUUACCCACAUCAAGUUUAA